UGGUGUAAAGUCUGCGUUUGUUGAGAAGCUCUGACUAACAAAACGCUGACAGUAAAGAAACCAAAUGCGAUGUAGUUCAUAGCGAAGUGAUCGGAUUCAAACUGCAGCAGUCUCCAACUUAUUUUCCACGGCUGGCACAAUGCGCUACUUUGACAAAGUUGUCAUAGUUACAGGAGGAUCAAAAGGAAUUGGGAAAGGAAUCGUUCAAGUGUUCGUGAAAAAUGGGGCUACAGUCGUGUUCUGUGCUAGAGGGGUGGAAGCAGGGCAGUCACUGGAAGCAGAACUUAACGGCACAGGCCCCGGAACCUGCCUGUUUGUGCCUUGUGAUGUCACCAAGGAUGACGAUGUCAAGAAUCUGAUCUCGGUGACAGUUGAGCGCUUUGGUGGAAUUGACUGCCUGAUCAACAAUGCAGGAUGGCAUCCUCCUCAUAAGGCGAUCGAUGAGACCACAGCAGAGGAAUUCAGGGAUCUUGUCAACUUCAACCUCAUCAGUUACUUCCUCGCUACAAAGCUGGCCCUCCCUCACCUUCGACGUUGCCAGGGAAACGUCAUUCACGUGUCCAGCCUGGUGGCUUCAAUCGGACAGAAGCACGCUGUUCCGUACGUCGCGACCAAGGGGGCGAUCACUGCUAUGACCAAAGCUAUGGCCAUUGAUGAGAGUCAGUAUAACGUGAGAGUCAACUGUCUCUCUCCAGGUAAUGUGCUGACUCCCCUGUGGGAGGACCUCGCCGCUCAGUCAGGAAAUGCUGCUGCCGCCAUCAAAGAAGGAGAGGAAUCUCAGCUGAUUGGCCGGAUGGGAACAGAAACCGAAUGUGGAUUGGCUGCCCUGUUCUUGGCUGCUGAUGCUUCUUAUUGCACUGGGGUGGAAUUGCUGGUCAGUGGAGGAGCAGAACUGAACCUUGCCCGCAAGAGCCAGAUCAGUUAAUCACUGGAUGCAGUGGACUGGCCCAGCUGGUUAAAGGAUCAUCCAACACUUUGGGAAAUUAGCUUUUUGGCUCCAUAUUUAAGAUAAGAUUGAUGACGAUUUCAUGCCUGUGCACCCCAAAUGUAAAAGUGGUA
Molecule: messenger RNA, 1059 nt
Organism: Conger conger (European conger)
Lineage: Eukaryota; Metazoa; Chordata; Actinopteri; Anguilliformes; Congridae
Gene: hsd17b14
Product: hydroxysteroid (17-beta) dehydrogenase 14
Exons: 9
Coding region: 140-925 (261 amino acids)
Biological process (GO): steroid catabolic process
Cellular component (GO): cytosol
Molecular function (GO): estradiol 17-beta-dehydrogenase [NAD(P)+] activity
Source: RefSeq, a predicted model, not a curated record